UCUCAUUCCGCUUCUCUAUCUCUAUAAAUAGUCUGCUAUAGUCAUCGCAGCAGCGCUUCGAGUAGCAGUAAGCAGGAAGUCCGUUUCUUCUCUCUUCUUGCCUUCGAGGGUUGGGGAGGAGAAGGUAGAGACGAAGCCAUGAGCGCUUACGCUCUCCACCUCGCCAUGGCGGCGCUCGUGGGCGCCUCCUUCGUCGCCGUAUCCGCCUACUAUGUCCACCGCAAAACCCUAGCCCAGCUCCUCGAGCUCGCCCGCGCCGUCGACCGCGAUCGGGACGGCGGCGCCGAUGGCGAAGGGGACGGGACCUUCAGGCGCGGCCCGUCGCUACGACACGGUGGCCGCCGGAAGGGUCCCGGGUACUACCGCCGCGGCGCCGGGUCGGUGUCGCUCCCGGACGUGAUGGCGGCGGUGGAUGGUGAGGAGGAGGAUGAGGAGGAGAGGGUCCAGAGGCGGCGGCCGGUUGUGAAUGGCCCGUUCUUGGGGGACGCGGAUGAGGUUGCCCUCCGGGGCUUCCCGAUUCCCCCUGGGUUGCCCCGGCUGCAGACAGUUCCGGAAGGUAAUAAGCAAUCUGUUCAUUCAAGUUUCAAUAAAAGAGCAGCGCAUGGUAUCAGACCAACUUCUCCUAAGUCUCCUGUUGCCAGUGCUAGUGCCUUUGGGAGCCAAGAGGGAUCUGAUGAAGAUGAUAAUCUACCAAAUGAUUCUGGACUUGACAAUACCUACUUGGAAACUAAUGGAGACAUUGAUCAAGAGAAUAAGAAUUUGUUUCAAGCUUUGCCUGAUCAUAUCACUGACAAUGGGGAUCAGAAGUCAUUAGCUGCAUCUAGUAUUAUCCGAUCUCACAGUGUAUCUGGUAAUCUUCACGGUGGCCAGCCUCACCCAGUAGCAGCUGAUAUUCUUAGAAAAGAGCCUGAACAAGAAACUUUUGUCAGACUGAGAAUUACACCAAAUGAGAAACCAUCUCCUGAUGAAGUCGAGGUCUAUAAGAUUCUCCAGAAUUGUCUUGAUCUGAGGGACAGUUAUGUCUUUAGGGAGGAGAUUGCUCCAUGGGAGAAAGAAGUCAUAACUGACCCUAGUACACCAAAGCCUAAUCCUAGUCCAUUUGCCUACACUGCUGAGCAGAUGUCAGAUCAUGUCUUUCAAAUGGAAGAUGGAGUAGUUCAUGUUUAUGCAAAUAAAGAUUCAAUGGACAGAAGACUUUUCCCUGUUGCUGAUGCUACAACUUUUUUUACGGACUUGCAUCAUAUUCUUCGAGUGAUUGCAGCAGGAAAUAUUAGAACCGUAUGCCAUCGCCGUUUGGUUCUUCUUGAGCAAAAGUUUAACCUUCAUUUAAUGCUCAAUGCGGAUAGAGAAUUUCUUGCUCAGAAAAGUGCACCACAUCGUGAUUUUUACAAUGUCAGGAAGGUUGAUACACAUGUUCAUCACUCUGCAUGCAUGAACCAGAAGCAUCUACUUCGAUUUAUAAAGUCAAAGUUGCGAAAGGAGCCUGAUGAGGUUGUAAUUUUCAGAGAUGGGACUUAUUUGACAUUGAAAGAGGUUUUUGAGAGUUUGGACUUAACUGGGAGCGACCUAAAUGUUGAUCUUCUAGAUGUCCAUGCAGACAAGAGUACAUUUCAUCGUUUUGAUAAGUUCAACCUCAAGUAUAAUCCUUGUGGCCAGAGUAGGCUAAGGGAGAUCUUCUUGAAACAGGACAAUCUCAUACAAGGUCGAUUCCUUGCUGAGCUGACAAAGCAAGUUUUUUCUGACCUUGCUGCAAGUAAAUACCAGAUGGCUGAAUAUAGAUUGUCAAUAUAUGGAAGGAAACAAAGUGAGUGGGAUCAACUUGCAAGUUGGAUAGUGAAUAAUGAAUUAUACAGUGAAAAUGUUGUUUGGUUGAUUCAGCUUCCGCGUUUAUACAACGUGUACAAGGAAAUGGGCAUAGUUACAUCUUUCCAGAACAUGCUUGACAAUAUCUUCCUUCCCCUUUUUGAGGUUACAGUAAAUCCAGAUUCACACCCUCAGUUACAUGUUUUCCUGAAACAGGUUGUGGGGUUGGAUUUGGUGGAUGAUGAAAGCAAACCAGAAAGACGUCCAACAAAGCACAUGCCAACACCAGAACAAUGGACCAAUGUUUUCAAUCCUGCAUUUUCAUACUAUGUAUAUUACUGUUAUGCCAACCUGUACACACUGAAUAAGCUCCGUGAGUCGAAGGGCAUGACAACCAUCAAGUUUCGACCCCAUUCAGGAGAGGCUGGUGACAUUGACCACCUUGCUACAACUUUUCUUUGCGCUAAUAAUAUUGCUCAUGGGAUCAACCUAAGAAAGUCCCCCGUUCUUCAGUACUUGUAUUAUCUUGCUCAGAUUGGUUUGGCGAUGUCUCCUUUGAGCAACAACUCCUUAUUCCUUGAUUAUCAUCGGAAUCCACUACCAAUAUUCUUCCUUCGAGGUUUAAAUGUUUCUCUUUCAACGGAUGAUCCUUUGCAAAUCCACUUAACAAAAGAACCUUUGGUGGAGGAGUACAGCAUUGCAGCCUCAGUUUGGAAGCUAAGUUCAUGUGAUUUAUGUGAAAUUGCUAGAAAUUCAGUUUUACAAUCUGGCUUUUCACAUGCUCUAAAGUCACAUUGGAUUGGGAAAAGUUACUAUAAGAGAGGCCCUGAAGGAAAUGAGAUCCACAAAACAAAUGUGCCUCAUAUCCGAGUUGAAUUCCGCAACAUGAUAUGGAAAGAAGAGAUGCAACUAGUGUAUUUAGGAAAGGCUAUCAUACCUGAUGAAAUUGAUAAAUGAAUCCUUCUUCUGGUUGUCAGCUUGAUACCUGAUUAAAGAUGAGCUUGUUGGGGGCACUGGUGUCCGGCCAAAGCCAUGAAGUAUGAGCUCAGUCAGAACUAUCUAUCAUCAGAAAUAGAAC
This is a messenger RNA of Musa acuminata subsp. malaccensis (wild Malaysian banana), 2881 nucleotides long. Its product is annotated as probable AMP deaminase. The record is from RefSeq and is a predicted model, not a curated record. Gene Ontology annotation, molecular function: AMP deaminase activity. Gene Ontology annotation, biological process: IMP salvage; AMP metabolic process. Lineage: Eukaryota; Viridiplantae; Streptophyta; Magnoliopsida; Zingiberales; Musaceae. Gene Ontology annotation, cellular component: cytosol.